AUGGAACAGCUAAUCCUAGAAAUCAUUUCCAGGCACACGAAGGAUAAGAAAGUCAUCAAGAGUAGUCAGUGUGGCUUCACCAAGGGGAAGUCAUGCUUGACCAACUUGAUAAACUUCAUGACAGGCCUGCUAGAUGAAAGAAGAGCCAUGGAUAGUGUCUAUGUGGACUUCGUUAAGGCCUUUGACAUCGUGCCCAAUAAGAGUUUUGUAGCCCCUCAAGCCAUUGCUGUAGGGGCUGGGCGAGCAGACAGUGAGAAAGCCAUUUCAUCUCCAACUGUGUCACGCCUUACAGAUACAUCAAAAUUCACAGGUUCUCACAAAGAGAGGUUUGAUCCCAGUGGGAAAGGAAAAGGCAAAGCUGGCCGAGAAGAUCUGGUGGAUUCUUCGGGAUAUGUAUCUGGCUAUAAGCAUGCAGGCACAUACGAUCAUAAAGUACAAGGAAGCAA
Messenger RNA from Leptosomus discolor (cuckoo roller), 446 nucleotides. Lineage: Eukaryota; Metazoa; Chordata; Aves; Leptosomiformes; Leptosomidae. The record is from RefSeq and is a predicted model, not a curated record.